GAAAAGAAAAGGAGGGCGCCUGCAUUCUGAAGAAAGCGAGCGGCACGGGGGGGGCCAAAAAUCCUGCAUGUGGUUGGCCUUCUCGCAGGCGGGAAGUAGCGCAACAAUAUCGCUUCUCUGCUCCGAUUUCCCGCCCUUAUAGAUUCGGCGGCUGGGCUUCCAAUAGAAGUUAUAGUAAGAGUGGAGGGCGUGACGCUGGGAAUUUCUUUGCCUUCUAGAGGCCUCGCUUGGUUGGAGGGCUUUGCUAGAUCACGGCCUCGGUCGCUGGCUUAGAAAGCGCGGCGGGUGGUUCUUUGUAGAAGUCAGACAGCCCAAGAAAGGGGAAGCAGGCCAAGGCCAGCGGCCGGGCUCGCUGGGACGGGGCAGAAGCCCAGGAAACGAGGGUGGGCGCGUCCGUUUCUAAUGCGGGCCGCUACUAGUGAAGGGCGCCACUAGCAAGCGCGGGCCCGUUUUGUCAUGCUACUCAAAACCGCCUAGAGGGCUCCUACUAGUGGCCGCGUCUCCGCGAGCAGAUAAGAUUCACAAUCGGGCGACUCGGUCGCCGAGUCAAUUUGUUCCGCUAGCGUUUCGCGAUAGUUUUUUGAUUUUAGAUUUACUGGACGACCUAUCGCCGGCGUCCUGGACGCCGGCGCAGUAGUCUAGUAUAUUUAGUUUUGUUUCAUCUUAGAGACCGAUGCCGAAACAGAUACAGAUGAUACACAGAUGAAGAUGAAAGCGACUCGCGAGUAAACUGAUUUGG
Messenger RNA from Amoebophrya sp. A120, 739 nucleotides. The record is from the annotation of a GenBank genome assembly. NCBI's taxonomy places the organism in Eukaryota, Dinophyceae, Syndiniales, Amoebophryaceae.